This is a messenger RNA of Marchantia polymorpha subsp. ruderalis, 1940 nucleotides long. Lineage: Eukaryota; Viridiplantae; Streptophyta; Marchantiopsida; Marchantiales; Marchantiaceae. The record is from the annotation of a GenBank genome assembly.
UUGAUGGUUAUGGUUUAUGUGGAUACAUAUUUAAAGUAAAAUGUUGGAUCAUUGUGGAGACAAGGGACGUCAAAAUCAUCCCGAAAACUGACCCGGCACUCGACGAGUCGGCCGAAAGCGUCCAGAGCCCUAAUGCACUGCACUGCCAUUCUCUCUGCUCCCUCCGGUCGUCGGACGCUUGGCCCUCACGCUCCCUUCAAUUCCGUGCCUACCGUCCCAUCUGCCCCGUCCCCUGUUUCUUCCCUGGCGAUUCUGUCCGUCUGCCAGAUUUCUACCGCGCACGCCAUCGAUCGAUCGAAGCAGCCUCCGAUCCUGGCGAUCGUUCCUCGGGCCGUCGGGGGCUUGGUCGGGGCAAUUAUCCAUGUUCUGGAUCCGUCGAGGUUUGCGGGAUCGAGGAGUCAGGCCUGGUGACAGUGGCGAAGAAGCGCCAGUUUCGGUAGUCGGUCGCGAGGUUUAGAGGCCCGGCGGAAUGGAGUCUUGAGGCCGAUCGAUGGAGCUCGUGAGGUAUUGAUUGACUGGCGUGCGGGCUGAUCGGUAGCGGCGGAUUUGCUCCUUGUGUUCGGAUUUGCUCCCAGGGCGGCAGCAAAGAUGGAAUCCGCAGCGGCAGCGGCAGCGUACAUGGAUGAAGUUCUUGCAUUGUUCGAGAAUGUCACUUACUCUGUCCGGAAGCAGUGGAAGCACAUGGCCGGGCAGGGCAGCUUCUGGGAGCCUAUUCUCGCCUUCAUCCAUGCUGUCGAUUGGACCGAACCGUGGUUGAUAGGCCUGAUGUGUACGCACGUCGUGCUUUUGAUGCUGGCCGUGCUGACUCGAAGAAAUAACAAAGCUCAAAUGAUUUUGUUCUUCUCCGCCCUCGUGUGUGUCUACUUCGCAGAGAAACUGAACAGCAUUCUCGAUCGCCAUUGGAAGAGCUUUGCUCGACAGCCGUACUUCGACCGUCAUGGAGUGUUUCUCUCGACGGUCUGGUCUGUGCCACUUCUUUUGAUGUCGACCCUGAUCCUGGUCAACAGCCUUCUCACACUUUCCAAGCUUUUAGUGAAGUGGAAGACAGCGGAACUCAAACACAGAGCGCGGUUGGCUCGGGAGAAGAAAGAGUAGGUAGGAGCAAUCGAAGGCGUUCCCUUGCGGAUGCUGUACGUGAUUGUGCAACAAGUUUCACUUCAUUGAGGGUGAGGAAGAACUCAGUAGACAUCUACCGAAGAGCGUAUCCGACGUCUCUGAUUUGAGGACGACCAUUCACUUGUUGUCCUCCUGUGCUUUGCAUUAGCUGCACCCUCAUACCGGCAUUUGGAUCAUCUCCAAGAAAUUGCCAUGGUCAUUUGUAAGAUUCAACCCAUCAGCCAUGUACCGUAAUGAGAAUUAUAUAUACACUACAUCUAUGCUUCCAUCGCCUCCUCUGAUUUGCACCAAUGUCAAAUUCCCAAAGCCGAACUGCCGUUGACAUGGAAGAUUACACACUUGCGCGCUGGCCACAUCUUUCAGGAACUGACUGCACUAUCUUCUGGCUUCCGGCAUAGUCAAUAUUGCAUGUAGAUUUUCUGGGAGACUUAGACCUGACAUGCUCGGGGUAGGCUGUGUCUCCUUGCAAUCGUGUUACCACAUGGUUAUUGUUUUCUUUUCGGAGCUCUUAGGUACAACACGACGGUGAGAAGUCGCUGCCAAGCUCGAGUAGUAGUUGUCAUGAUUCGAAGGGGCACUUCGCUGAGAGAAGUCAGUCACCUUCAGAACGGUGGGCAUGAACUGCACACGCAGCCCGAGGCCGUAGGCAGCAUUCUUCGUGAACCUGAAUGUCUAUCUCGUCGUCUCAUUUUUUUCUAAUGUGAAGGUUGUAAUAUGACCUCGGAUAAUCAGGGGCUGAAAUAUCAGCGUACACAAUGUUAAGAAGGGACAAAACCAACAGUGACAAUAUAUUCACUUGCGAUCAUGUAUACAACAAGAUGGAG